Molecule: messenger RNA, 879 nt
Organism: Triticum turgidum subsp. durum (durum wheat)
Lineage: Eukaryota; Viridiplantae; Streptophyta; Magnoliopsida; Poales; Poaceae
Source: the annotation of a GenBank genome assembly
AUGCCUUGCCUUUUAAGCACUCUUUCCUUCCUCGCAAUUCCAAACUUUACACUUCUCUACUCCCCCUCGCUCUCAAUCGUUCCUGUGUCCUCCGUCUCUCCGUCUCCCAGGCGAGGAGGAGAGCAUGCCUCUAUGUCCACGGAGAGGGAGAGACUCGACGAGAUCGGUAAGAAGAUCAAGCGAGAGCCGGACCCCGCCUCCGCCAUCGCGGGCGUCGUAGUCGCCGUCUCACAGACCGAGCACCACGUCCCUCGCCGCCUAGGCCUCGUUGGCCCAGGCAUCGGCGGCGCCGCGAACAUAGCGACCCCGUGCGCCGCGUGCAAGCUCCUCCGCCGGCGCUGCGCGCACGAGUGCCCCUUCGCCCCCUACUUCUCCCCGCACGAGCCCCACAAGUUCGCCGCCGUCCACAAGGUCUUCGGCGCCAGCAACGUCUCCAAGAUGCUCCUGGAGGUGCCCGAGCCGGAGAGAGCCGACGCGGCGAGCAGCCUGGUGUACGAGGCGAACCUGCGGCUGGGCGACCCGGUGUACGGCUGCAUGGGCGCGAUCUCCAUGCUGCAGCAGCAGGUGAACGCGCUGGAGGCCGAGCUGCAGGCCGUCAGGGCCGAGAUAUUCAAGCACAGGUACCGGCAGACCGGCAUCGGCGUCGGCGUCGGCGCGGCAAACCUCAUUGUCGACGACGACGUCAGUGCCGCCGCAGCCGGCGGCUUCAUGGCUCCUGCCACGUCGCUGGUGCACACCGCUGGCGUGGUGUCCGUGGCGGAGGCCGGCCAAGAAGUGGACACAAUGCCGUCGACGGCCACGGCGUACGCUGCCGGACAGCCAUCGAGCACCGACUACAGCUCCCUCGACACAAGUGAGCAUGAUGCAUACUUUGGUUGA